This is a messenger RNA of Argiope bruennichi, 1919 nucleotides long. RefSeq names its product zinc finger protein 239-like. The coding region runs from base 272 to 1417 and encodes 381 amino acids. The transcript has a single exon. Lineage: Eukaryota; Metazoa; Arthropoda; Arachnida; Araneae; Araneidae. Gene Ontology annotation, cellular component: nucleus. The record is from RefSeq and is a predicted model, not a curated record.
UUUGGUGGCAUCAUUAUUUUUAAAAAAUUUAUAUUUCAAUAUGGAAAAGAUUAAAUAAGAUCACUCUUCAACUUCUUUAAACAAGGAAAAUUUGAGGUAAAUCAGCAUAAAGCGAGCUUACAUUUCAAAAAAUCCUCAUCAUUGAAUGAAAGGUUGCCUUUGACACCCUACUACAUUUUUUUUUCCCUCUCAAAGCCCAAUUCCAAGAAAUGUUGCUUUAUAAUAAAAGUUUCUGAAUUUCGAAAGUUGUAUCGAAAUUUUAGAAUUAACAAUGAGUGAAACAAAUGUGCAAAAAAUAAUUUCUUUUCAAAUAAAAUCUGAAACUUCUCAACCAGCUGGGGAUGAACCAUAUGUAUGUGUAUUGUGUGGAAAAGAAUUUUCUCUUAAUAUUGAAUUAAAAUCGCAUUUAAUUUCUCAUACAAAGAAGCCCCAUGUAUGUAAAUAUUGUGAAAAGGGAUUUGUUUAUCCAAAAAGUUUAAAACUACAUUUACUUACUCAUACAAAAGAAGAACCUCAUUCUUGUAAACAGUGUGGGAAAAAAUUUUCUAGAGCUUGUGAUUUCAAGCGACAUUCUUUCAUUCAUGAAAAUCAAAAACCUCAUGUUUGUGAAGUAUGUAAUAAAGCGUUUGCUCUAAAAUCAAACCUAAAAUCUCAUUUUCGUAUCCAUACAAAUGAAAAACCUCAUAUAUGUGAAAUAUGUGGUAAAGCAUUUUCUCAAAUAAACAAUCACAAAAGACAUUUGAACGUUCAUAAAAACCAGAAACCUCAUGUAUGUCAAAUGUGUUCAAAAGCAUUUUCAUUAAAAGAAAGCUUGAAAAAGCAUUUGCGAACUCAUACCCAAGAAAAACCUCAUAUAUGUGAAUUUUGUGGCAAAGCAUUUUCUUUAAAAGCCAAUUUAAAGUCACAUAUUUUGAUACAUACAAAAGAAAAAUUGCAUGUGUGCAAUAUAUGUGAUAAAACAUUUACUAAAAAAAGUAACUUAAAUUUACAUUUACAUAAUCAUGAAAAGGAAAAACCUCGAACAUGUGAAAUUUGUAGUGAAACAUUUGCUUUGAAGCAUGAAUUCAAAGCUCAUAUACUUACACAUGCAGAUGAAAAGCCUUAUAAAUGUGAAAUAUGUAACAAAGCAUUUACCAAGAAAGGAAAUUUAAUAUCGCAUCUAGUUAUUCAUACUAAGGAAAGGUCUUAUGUCUGUGAAAUAUGUGGGACAGCAUUUGCUUUAAAAGGAAAUUUAAGAUCGCAUGUACUUACUCAUUCAAAUGUAAAACCUUUUUUAUGUGAUAUAUGUGGCAAAGGAUUUUCUCGAAAAAGUUACUUUAAACAACAUUUAUUACUUCAUAAAAAUAAAUGUCCCAUGUAUGUAAAGUAUGCAAUGAAGCAUUUUUCUCUAAAUGGGGAUUUACAAACACUUAUCUAAUUGCUUCAGACAAUAUUUGAUUUAUAUUUGCUAGUUGAAAACUUUUCUAUAAAUUAGAGAAUAAACUUUAAGAAUUACUUCAAAUAAUAUUUACUUGAUGAAAGUAUGCAGUGGAGCAUCUUCUUUAUAUGAGAAUUUAUUAUCAUUUUUUAUUUGAUUAAAAACAUUUCUCUUAUGUGAGAUGUCUCCAAAAACAAAUUAUGCUUAUUAUAUAUAUAUACAAAAAGAAAAGAAAGUAUUUUUAAUGGAGGUGAAUUAAAUAUAAUGUACAUAAAAUGAGUUGCAAUGUUUGUUGAUGGGAAAAUUUUAAAAUUAAUAUUUAUUUGCAUAUAAAAACAUGAUCAGCCCAAGGGUGUGGCAAAUGGUACAAGCCAUGUUCAUUAUUUUGUAAAAAAGAAAAAGAAACCUAUGUUUUUUAUUUUAUGUUUUGUUGUAAUUUGUAUAUACAUAUAUAUGAAUAAUUUCAUGCAAUUCUUAUACACUCUUUGCAACUAAUUCUAAG